AUGAUGGCUGACUUUCUUGGUCUACAACAACCGCCGACAAAAAAAUUUCGUUCGGGUACGAAUACAAACGAAUCAGAUUUUGAUUUUAAAAUGAUUUCACAAUAUGAUACACCCGAUACAAACAAUACUCAAGAUUUAUUUGAUAUUGGAACUGAUUUUAAUGACACACUUGAUACUACCCAACAACAAUCACAACAAACAUCUACAACAUCAACAUCAAUACAAUCAACAGUACCAUCAUCAUCAUCAAGUCCAAUUUUAAAUCAACAAUCGACAAAUAUUUAUCAACAACAAACACAACCUCGACUUACAUAUAUACAACAAACACGUACACAAUUACCAUCAUAUCAAACACCAAAUUUACAACGUAUUCAAACAAUGCCACCAACAUCAACUAUUGUUCGACCGACUAAUGUUAUAUCAAAUGGUAUACAACAACAACCAACUAUUUAUACUCAACAACAGCAACAAAUGAUUAACCCAUCAGGUGGACUUAAUCGUCCCUUAUAUCAACGUAUGCCAACAGCAACACAACAAUCAAAUAUGUCAUCAACACUUGUUCGACAACAAUACAAUACAACUGGUAUGGUUAAUAUGAAUCAAAAUGUACCACAAAUGAGUAUUGUUAAAGCAAGUGAUCCAAAUAAUAAUAAUGUAUUUGUUACAAAUUCUCAACAACAACAACAGUCAACAUUACUCGGUUUACAACAAACAGUGACACAAACACCAACAGUUCAAACAAAUAAAACGAUUACAACAGUUCUACCUUCAUUGACACCACAACAAUUGAAUCAAUUUCAAACUCAACAACAACAACAACAACAACAACAACAACAGCAGCAGCAACAACAAAUUCAUAUACAACAACAACAACAGCAAAAUACUGUUCAAACUUAUAAUACGACACCAAUGAGAACACAAAUGAUGGAUCAAACACCAACAAAUUACAUAGUAACUUCUCAACAACAACAACAACCAACACAACAAACAACAAAUAAUUCUCAACAACAUACAGAAAUUCAACGAAAACAAUUUAUACAAAAACAACUUGUUUUAUUAUUACAUGCACAUAAAUGUCAACAACGUGAAAAACAAACAAUUAAUGGUGAAACAACACGUCCAAGUACAUGCACAUUACCGCAUUGUAAUACAAUGAAAAGUGUUCUACAACAUAUGACUAAAUGUAAUGAUCAUAAAACAUGUAGUGUAGCACAUUGUGUUACAUCCCGACAAAUCAUAUUACAUUGGAAACAAUGUAAUAAUUCUCAAUGUCCAAUAUGUCAACCACUUAAAACACCAUCUACAUUAGCAAAAUUAAAUCAACCAUCAAAUACAAAUACAAAUAUAAAUCCAACAAAUUUAACACCAAAUAAUACAAAUACAAAUACAAAUAUACCAUCAACAACAAAUACAAAUUUAACAAGUGAACGAUCAAUAACUAAAGAUUGGCAACGACGUGUUACAUCAGAAAUGCGUAAUCAUCUUGUACAAAAAAUUAUAACAGCACUUAUACCUAUAACUGAUACAGGUGCUGUACGUGAUAAACGUAUUAUUAAUUUAGCUAAUUAUGCACGACGUGUUGAAAAUGAUACAUUUGAAAUAGCUAAUAAUCAAGAAGAAUACUUUCAUAAAUUAGCUGAAAAAAUUUAUAAAAUACAAAAAGAAUUAGAAGAUCGUCGAGAAAAAAAACGUUUACAAGAUAUGCAAUUAGCUGCACAAAUAUCAUCAUCAACAACAACAACAGGACAAACAGGAUCAACAAAUGAUUAUAAUGGUAAACUUCAUUCAACUAUGGAUACAAUGGCCGGUGAUCAUGGUCCACCAAAUCGUACAGCACCUAUGACUGAUUAUACAUCAUCAUCAUCAGCUACAGGAAAUAUUCUUCAUCAACCAUUAACAACAGUAACAAAUUCUAGUCGAACAACAACAUUAAAUGGUACAACAAAUACAAAUACAGGAACAUUUACAAUAACAAAUGUACCACCAAAUGAAAAUUUAAAUUUUCUUAUUAAUCGUGAUACAACAACUAAUAAUCAACAACAUGAUAUUGAUAUGAUAGAUACAACAAAUCAAAUAAAAACUGAAUCAAUUUCACCAAAAUCAUCAUUACAACCUUCAUCAUCGUAUUUCAUGAUUAAAAAAGAAGAACCAACAAAUAAUGAUAUUUUACAUUCAACAGUUACGAUUAAAUCACCUGGAUCAACCGUAUAUCAAGAUACGAAACCAAAAUUACCACAAAUUGAUUCAACAAGUAAACAAUUACCUAAACAUCCGAUACAAUUUACAGCUGAAGAUUUACGUACACAUCUUGAACCAGUUAUUCAUAAAAUGAUUGCAUGUGAAGAUUCACAUCCAUUUCGUCAACCGGUUGAUCAUGUUGCACUUAAUAUACUUGAUUAUCCAACAAUUAUUAAACAUCCUAUGGAUAUAUCAACAAUGCAUAAUAAAUUAUUACGAGGCGAAUAUAAAAAUCCAUUACAAUUUUGUGAUGACGCUUGGCUAAUGUUUAAUAAUGCUUGGCUAUAUAAUAAGAAAACUACACGUGUUUAUAAAAUGUGUACAAAACUUUCUGAAGUAUUUGCAGAAGCGAUUGAUCCAGUCAUGCAAACAUUAGGAUAUUGUUGUGGUCGACAAUAUGUUUAUUUACCACAAGUAAUGUUUUGUUAUGGUAAUCAAUUAUGUUGUCAAAUUCCACGUGAUGGAAAUUAUUAUUAUUAUAACAAUCCGGAACCGUCUCGUUUUAAUUUAUCCGGUGAUAAAUAUACAUUUUGUGCGAAAUGUUUUGAUUCAGUUAAAAGUGAUUCAAUAUUUGUCGGUGAUGAUCCAGCUCAAACAUUAGUUGAAUUACCAAAAAAUUUAUUUAUAUCAGCUAAAAAUGAUAUACAAGAACCAGAAACAAUGAUUGAUUGUAUUGUUUGUACACGCCGUUGGCAUCAAGUAUGUGCAUUACAUUUAGAUCAAGUAUGGCCCGAAGGUUUUAUAUGUGAUACAUGUUUACGUGAUUUUAAUAUAAAACGUAAAGACAAUCGUUAUACAUCAUUUAAAUUAACUGAAACUGAUUUAGCUAAAGUAUUAGAAAAACGCGUUAAUGAUUUUUUACGUAAUGAAGGUUGUCAAACUGGACGUGUUACAAUACGUAUAUUAGCUGCUAGUGAUAAAGUAUGUGAAGUAAAACCACGUUUAAAAAAAUAUUAUCAAAAUCAAGUACCUGAUGGUUAUCCAUAUCGAACAAAAGCUAUAUUUGCAUUUCAAGAAAUUGAAGGUGUUGAUGUUGUUUUAUUUGGUAUGCAUGUACAAGAAUAUGAUGGACGUUGUCAUGCACCAAAUACACGACGUGUUUAUGUAUCAUAUUUGGAUUCAGUACAUUUUUUUCGACCAAAAAUGUAUCGUACAGAUGUAUAUCAUGAAAUUUUAAUUGGAUAUUUGGAUUAUGCUAAAAAACUUGGUUAUGUUUAUGCACAUAUAUGGGCAUGUCCACCAAGUGAAGGAGAUGAUUAUAUAUUUCAUUGUCAUCCAGCUGAACAACGUGUACCUAAACCAAAACGUUUACAAGAUUGGUAUAAAAAAAUGCUUGAUAGAGCUAUUUUAGAACGUGUUGUUAUUGAUUAUAAAGAUAUUAUGAAAGAUUGUCAAGAUAAUCAAGUACAAAAUGCUUUGACUAUUCCAUAUUUUGAAGGUGAUUUUUGGUCGAAUAUUAUUGAAGAAAGUAUUAAAGAACUUGAUCAAGAAGAAGAAGAUCGAAGAAAACAAGAAGUUGAAGCGGCAAGAGCAAUGGAAGAUGGUGGCUUUGAUGAUCCUAUUGAACCUGAAGAUCCAACAGAUAUCUCUGAUAAACGUAAAUCUGCAAAUACACAUAAAAAGAAAAAUUUAAAGAAAACAACAGCUAGUCAACGUAAAGUAGCAAAAAAACAAAUGUCAAAUUGUACAGAUUUAAUAUCAAAAAUAUUUUCUACAAUGGAAAAACAUAAAGAAGCAUUUUUUGUUAUUCGUUUACGUAAUCCGAUAGCAUUAUGUCCAGCUGUAAAUGAUACUGAUGCUUUAAUACAAUGUGAUUUAAUGGAUACACGUGAUGCAUUUUUAAAUUUUGCUCGUGAUAAACAUUAUGAAUUUUCUUCAUUACGUCGUGCAAAAUUUUCUACUAUGGCAUUAUUAUAUGAAUUACAUACAUCAACAACAGAUAAAUUUACUUAUAAUUGUAAUGCAUGUCGUCAACAAUGUGAAAUACGUUAUCAUUGUACAGUAUGUGAUGAUUUUGAUUUAUGUGAAAAAUGUUAUAAUACUGAACCAAAACAUGAACAUAAAAUGGAACGUUCUGUACCAUCUAUAGUUGAUGUUAGUCAAGAUGGUGAACAUAAUUCAUUAAAUAGUAAUGAUAAAUCUAUAGCAAGUCCACAAUUACAACGACAACAAUCGAUGCAACGUUGUAUUGAAGCAUUAUUACAUGCUGUUAAUUGUCGAAAUGCUAAUUGUGUUAAUCGUAGUUGUUUUCGUUAUAAACGUGUUAUACAACAUACUAAAGAAUGUAAAGGAAAAAAUAGUCAAUGUAAUGUAUGUAAACAAGUUAUCUUUCUUUGUUGGUAUCAUGCCAAAAGUUGUAAUGAACUUAAUUGUCAAGUACCAUUUUGUACUAAUUUAAAAACUAAAAUACAAAAACAACGUGCAACUAGUUUGCAAACAGAUAGACGUCGUAUGCAAGCUAUGAUGCAACAAAGAACGAAUACAAUGCAAACACAACAACAACAGCAGCAGCAACAACAAGCGCCACCAGUUUCAAUAACCACAUCUAUACCAUCAAAUGCCUUUGAUUCAUCUGGUAAGCCAGCACCAGUAACAUUAAUUCGUGCACCACAACCAGGUGCAUAUCCUAAUCAAACAUAUAUAACAGUAGCACAAAAACCAAACACUGGUAAACCAAUUCAACAAACACCAAAUCAAUUAAGUGUAUUAAUUGGACGUGUUAAACAAGAUCCAUCUAUAGAUGAUCAACAGCAACAACAACAACAACAGCGUUCAGAUAUGAAUGAUCCCAAACAAUUAAUAUAUCAAUCAUUAAUGAAUAAAACUCCUGUAAGUCGCUUACCAUCAACGACAGCAACAACAACAUUUAUUCAACAAACAAAUCAGCCACAACAAUGGCAUACUUCAGUAUCACAAGCACAAUUAAAUCCUCCUCCUAAUUAUACAACAGCAACACGUCCUCGACAUCCUACUAUAAUGCAACAACAAGGACUAAAUCAACCAACAUCACAUACAUUAUUAGCACCAUUAAGAGCAAGUACUUCAACACCGCCACCAUCAACUUAUAUAGCACGAACAAGUUCAACACCAAAUCUAACACGAAUACCAUUAAAUGUAACAUUAGCAAGACCAUCUCAAUUUUCUUCUCAACAACAACAACCCUCACAAGAUCCACCUCCACGCUGA
Messenger RNA from Rotaria sp. Silwood1, 5424 nucleotides. Lineage: Eukaryota; Metazoa; Rotifera; Eurotatoria; Philodinida; Philodinidae. The record is from the annotation of a GenBank genome assembly.